Eruca vesicaria subsp. sativa (arugula) is the source of this 3135-nucleotide messenger RNA. Lineage: Eukaryota; Viridiplantae; Streptophyta; Magnoliopsida; Brassicales; Brassicaceae. The record is from the annotation of a GenBank genome assembly.
AUGAGUGAUCUUCCGUUUUCCGUAGUAUCCAUCGUGGAAGAUGUUCUUCAACAGCAUAGCACCCGAUCAAACGACGCCGGGUUCUUGGUUCCCCGGAGAGUCGAGGAAUCUUCUAUGAGAAGAUACGAAGCUGCCGGGUGGCUUAGAGAAAUGAUCGGAGUUUCUGGCGGUAGAGACUUCCCCGCGGAGCCUUCUGAAGAGGAUUUUAGGCUUGGAUUACGAAGCGGGAUCGUGCUUUGCAAUGUUGUUAACAAAGUUAAUCCUGGAUCUGUCUCUAAGGUUGUUGAAGCGCCUGAUGAUGUUGCAGAUGGAGCUGCACUCUGUGCUUUCCAGUACUUUGAAAAUAUCAGGAAUUUUCUUGAUGCUAUUGGGAAAAUGGGUUUGCCUUCAUUUGAAGCUUCUGACAUGGAGAAGGGAGGAAAGUCUAUAAGGAUAGUGGACUGCAUCCUUACACUUAAAUCUUACAACGAGUGGAAACUGAAAGGUGGAACUGGGACGUUUAGGUAUGGAUCCAACAUGAAGAAUAAUUUUGGAUCCAAAACACCAUUUCUGAGGAAAAGCUCAGAGCCGUUUAUGAGCUCCAUGUCAAGAACUCAUCCAUCGACUGAUCAACCUGCGUGUUCUGAUGUUGGGCAAGAAGGUGAUUCUAGAUCUAUCAACGCGCUAGUUCGCUCGUUUAUUGCAGACAGAAAGCAUGAAGAUAUUCCAAGUGUUGUAGAGUCUGUAUUGCACAAAGUUAUGGAAGAAGUCCAGCAGCGGUUGUCAAUUCACAAUGAAAUGAUGAAAUCAAGUUCAAAGCUUAUUCCAGAAGAUGAUUCAUCCAGCGAGACAGUGCUACAGUCGCAGCAGUGUGACAUAAGACAACAUGAGGAAGCAGAAGAAAAUAGUCCGUCACAGGUCGUAGAAGAAAAGAUCGAAAGAGUAAAUUCUGAACACUACGAAGAACAUGAAAUUCUUCUAAAUCAACAAAAGCACAUCCAGGAAUUGAAGCAAACUUUAUACACUACGAAAACGGGAAUGAAACUACUGCAGAAGAAGUAUCAAGAAGACUUUCUUCACCUAGGCACGCAUUUGAAUGGUUUAGCUUACGCGGCUACGGGAUACAAAAGAGUUCUUGAAGAAAACCGCAAAUUGUACAACCUAGUGCAGGACCUAAAAGGAAACAUACGGGUGUACUGUCGGGUUAGGCCAUUCAUGCCCGGGCAACAAACUAGUUUGAGUACCGUGGAAAACAUAGAAGAAGGGACUAUCACGAUCAGAGUGCCAUCAAAGUAUGGGAAAGAAGGACACAAACCAUUCAUGUUCAACAAAGUCUUUGGUCCUUCUGCAACACAAGAGGAAGUGUUUUCAGACAUGCAGCCUUUGGUACGGUCGGUUCUUGAUGGCUACAAUGUCUGCAUCUUUGCUUACGGCCAAACCGGGUCAGGGAAAACCUUUACCAUGUCAGGGCCCAAGGAACUGACUGAAGAAAGCCUAGGUGUGAACUACAGGGCACUAGCAGACCUGUUUCUCUUAUCGGAACAAAGAAAAGACACGACCAGCUACGAAAUCUCGGUUCAGAUGCUUGAAAUUUACAACGAGCAAGUCAGAGAUCUACUUUCCACAGAUGGCCAUACUAAAAGGUUGGAAAUCAGAAACAACACUCAGAAUGGAAUUAACGUUCCGGAAGCAAAUCUAGUGCCUGUCUCAUCGACGGAUGACGUUAUACAGCUGAUGGAUGUCGGACAAAUGAACCGUGCAGUGAGCUCUACAGCCAUGAAUGACAGAAGUAGUCGAUCUCACAGCUGUGUCACUGUUCAUGUUCAAGGCAGAGACCUCACAUCUGGGGCUAUCCUCCAUGGUUCUAUGCAUCUUGUUGAUCUUGCAGGAAGCGAGAGAGUGGACAAGUCCGAGGUGACUGGAGACAGGCUGAAGGAGGCUCAACACAUCAACAAAUCCCUUUCGGCUCUUGGAGAUGUUAUCUCUUCGCUUUCCCAGAAGACUUCUCAUGUGCCUUACAGAAAUAGUAAACUCACCCAGCUGCUGCAGGACUCCCUCGGAGGAUCAGCCAAAACGCUGAUGUUUGUUCACGUUAGUCCAGAAGCUGAAACUGUUGGAGAAACUAUUAGCACUCUCAAGUUUGCUGAACGAGUGGGGAGUGUUGAGCUAGGCGCUGCUCGUGUGAACAAAGAUAACUCAGAAGUCAAGGAGCUUAAGGAACAGAUUGCUAAUCUUAAAAUGGCUCUAGCGAGGCAAGGAAAUGGUAAUGGUAAUGGUAAUGGUAAUGGUAAUGGUAAUGGUAAUGGUAAUGGUAAUGGUAACGAAGCCCAACCAACCCCUCCACCACAAAACCGUGAGAGAAUCUCGAGAAGAAGAUCACUUGAAACUCCAAUCUUUCGACCCAAAAAUCCUACCAUGGGAAACGCACCAAGCAACCUUAAGCCCCAGGUUAUGGAUCUAAGUGGACCAGAGGCUUUUAGUGAUACUGCAUCUUCAAGAAGACACAGCUUAGAUCUCCAUGAGCUAAUGAAAUCUUCUAUUCCAUCUUGGCCGAGGCAAACUCUCGACACAAAAGAAGAGGAUAGAGAGUUUAAGUCAGGGGAGUGGAUCGAUAAGCACGCAGAGUUGUUGAAUCAAGAUGAGAAUUUAAUUUCUCCCGAUAAACUCUACCAGUCAAUGACUCCACUGCAACAAUCACUAAACGGUGGGAAACAAGAUUUUGAAGUGCAGAGUAUUACAGAUAACGAAUCUGAUGGAGUAGCAAGCGAUUGCUCAGAUUCUGAUUUGAUGUGGAGACUGAACGUUCAAGUGAAUGUGCCCAGAGUUUCUAGUAAACAAAGUUCAGCAAACCCCAAACCAAAGAAAAUUAAGCCAAAAACUACCAAAGUCUCAGAAACCAGAAGUUUUAUUCCAUCGCUGAUCCCAGCACCAAGCAAGAGACCUCCUAACACCGUGAGUUCGCAGCCACAGCGACCAACCAGAGAUGGAAGGCGCAGACUGAGUUUAGGCAAGUGAACAUGUUUUCACCAUUUUUUUGUAAAGAGUUCAAUCAGUGAGACAACAAAAAAGGAUUUGUUUUUGUAUAUUGUGCGCAAGUUCUCUCUGUUUGUUCAAAAGACAAAAUCUCAAAUUUGCUGCUUUGAGUGUACAAAGAAU